GAAAAUGCAUAAGGUCAAAUCAGACAUCAUGUUUUCAGUCAGUAGGUUGUGCUGCAAAAGUGCAAUAUGGUCUGACAUGGCCUCAUGUUAUUCACCUUUUCGCUAAAGAACCAGUUCAAUAUGGUCAAGAGUCGAUAGUUGCUUUUGGGUUUACAUUUUGUGCUUAGAGAUGGAUAUUGCCUCGACCAAUAUCAAUAGCAGAUGGAGAAUUUGCACUGUAGCUAGCUUUCUUGGAGUGGUCUUGUUAGUUUUUCUCCUCGAGCAGCGCCGCGACUCCGUAGAUCUCUUGAGCCCACAAAGCUUGGAAGCGUUGGUCACAUCCUCCAUAGACCUCUUUCCAUCAUUUACCAAUCAAUCAUCCGGUUCACCCCGCUUCGAGGAAAGCAGAGAGCUGGAACAGGAGGAGCAAAAAGGAUGCGACAUAUUUGAUGGAAAAUGGAUUUAUGAUCCAAAAGCGAGCCCUCUUUAUAGUGGAGCUCAGUGCCCCUUUCUAAGCAACCAGGUGAGUUGCCAAAGGAACGGUAGACCAGACUCCCAGUACGAGAGAUGGAGUUGGGAAGCGAACCGAUGUGCUAUUCCUAGGUUCAACGGAACAGACAUGUUAGAGAGUCUAAGAGGGAAGAGAGUGAUCAUAGUUGGGGACUCACUUAACAGGAACCAGUGGGAAUCACUUGCUUGUCUUCUUUACUCAUCCAUUGCCCCGUCCGAUGCCCAUGUUGACGUCGAAGGUGGCAUGUAUAAAGUCUUUCAUGCGAAGAAUUACAAUUGCUCCGUUGAAUUCUACUGGAGCCCGUUUCUAGUUCAACUAGACGUGGACCAUGCAAAUGGUACCAGCGUUCUCAAUCUUGACCGGAUCUGCGCCUCAGCCAAGAAAUGGAAAGGAGCCAAUAUCAUGAUCUUCAACACCGGUCAUUGGUGGAAGCAUCAGGGGAAAUUCAACACUUGGAACUUUGUCCAGUACAGGCAGGAGCUAUAUCAGAACAUGGAGACGGAGAUAGCAUUGGAGAUAGCAAUGAAGACUUGGGCGGCUUGGAUCGAUAAGAAUGUCAACGUGACAGAAACAAAAGUCUAUUUUCGGAGUAUAUCGCCAGAACACAAAGGGAAGCAAUGGUGUCACAACGAAACCCAGCCUAUCAUGGAUAAUUCGGACCGAAAAACAUUUCUACACACCAUAAAAGAAAUCACAGAGAGAACCAUCGAGAGAACGAGAUUUCCAGUAACUUAUCUGAACAUCACAAAGCUGUCAGAGUAUAGGAGAGAUGCUCAUCCGACAGUGUACACAAGCAGGGGAGGAAAGUUAUUGACAGCAGAAGAGAAAAGACAUCCGGAAGUUCAUGCCGAUUGCAGCCAUUGGUGUCUCCCUGGGCUGCCUGAUACAUGGAACCGGCUUCUGUAUGCGUCCUUGGUUUUAGACGGCACCAGAGGCAACUCUAGUUCUUCACAUUUGGCAGUAUGAGUAAUUUGGAUAAAUCGUUCUAUUUCCUUUUUUCCAUUUGAUUUUGUUCAAAGAACAGUAGAGGCAUUAGGAAGAGGAACUAGAAGACGUGUUUCAAUUGACAUUGCUAGAAAAAAGAGAUUUGAGGUAUGUUAAAUCUCUGUGCCCAGCAAAA
Messenger RNA from Eucalyptus grandis, 1610 nucleotides. Its product is annotated as protein trichome birefringence-like 36. NCBI's taxonomy places the organism in Eukaryota, Viridiplantae, Streptophyta, Magnoliopsida, Myrtales, Myrtaceae. Gene Ontology annotation, molecular function: O-acetyltransferase activity. The record is from RefSeq and is a predicted model, not a curated record. Bases 170 to 1456 code for a protein of 428 amino acids. Gene Ontology annotation, cellular component: Golgi apparatus. The transcript is spliced from 5 exons.